AUGGCCAUCACUCUCCUCCUGAUCAUCACCUUCUACCUGGGAUCACACACCACAGGUUAGACUGCUCCACACACACACACACACACACAGUCAUCUGCAACCACAUACUGUAGUUUGUGUUGUGGUUGUGUUCAUGUUCUGACCGUGCAGUCUCUUCUCAGGCUGAUGUUUUCCAGUCUGAGUCCUCGAACAGUGUUUACGGUCAUGGUGACCGCCGCCUCCUCCUCCAACCUCAGCCCUCCCGGUCAGCCGCAUAUAAUCAACACCAACGAGACCGGUGAGAUGUGUUACAAACCGAACUGAUAGUGGUCUGCUCUGAGGAAACUGUUCUGCUGCCUGCCCUCUGCUGAUAAUGGCUGAUAAUAUUUAUUAUCUCCCACACUGUGCGUGUGUGUGCGUGUGUGUGUGUGUGUGUGUGUGUAUAUGUGUGUGUGUGUGUGUGUGGUGUGUGUGUGUGUGUGGUGUGUGUGUGUGUGUGUGUGUGUGUGCGCGCUGCGUGCGGUGUGUAGGUGUGUGUGUGUGUUUGUAGUGUUGUGUACGUUUGUGUGUGUGUUGUGGUAACUCUAGCCUUGCUAAGCAGGAUGAUGAUGCUGUAGUGAAUGUCAGUGAAAUGCCAGAGCUCUGAGGGUCUAUUCACCAGAAUAGAGCAAGCUGGUCAUACACACCCAUAAUGUCUCAUCAUUCUCCCAGUUUGUUGAAUGGACUUCCUAGUUUAGGCAGGAUGUUACUGUUAUGUAUGGAUUGGAUUCUUUCUGGAAUAUGGCCUUAACAGUUUCUCCUCUCGUCUCUUCUUCUUUCCUCUCCUCCCCUCUCCCUCCCAGCCCCAACAUCCCCUCCCACCAUCUAGAGGGGGAGCGGGUGGGCUCCAAUGGGAUCCUUCUAUCUUGGACCAUGCCCUCUGACUCCCGCAUCGACGGUUAUGUCAUCAGGUAAGGAGACAUAUGAUGUAGACCCAGAUUAAGCCUUCUCCUGGAACACUAUGAGGGGAAUAACACUGUAAGGGGAAUAGGGGUUGAUAUUCCACCACUAUUUACCUCUAAAUAAAGUUUAAAUAAAGUUGUUUGUAUAUCAUCUGGUGUUUAAAUAAAGUUGUUUGUUUAUCAUCUGGUGUUUAAAUAAAGUUGUUUCUAUUUAAUUUAAUAGGUACAAGGAGGUGUGUCCGUAUCCAGACACCACCUUCAAAGAGGUGACCAAACACCUGGCAUCCCUGAGACCCUUCUCAACCUCUUUUUACCAGGUCUACCUAUAA
Messenger RNA from Coregonus sp. 'balchen', 1249 nucleotides. The record is from the annotation of a GenBank genome assembly. NCBI's taxonomy places the organism in Eukaryota, Metazoa, Chordata, Actinopteri, Salmoniformes, Salmonidae.